GUUUUAUUCAUCUGCACGGUGUCGGUUCGGUUCCUGUACUUGCAGUACUCACUUCAACUCGCCAGUGGUCUCGCCUUCACUUCACUCAACAGACAGACAGACAGAUAGACACUCACUCACUCGCGGCAGCCAAAGGAAAAAGACGGACAUCUGGAUGGAAUGGGUGCGUUGAUUGAUCAACCAAAACUCUCUCGAGCAAGGGAAGGAAGGGAGGGGAACACACCGUGCAUUCAUCCAUGCCGGCAUUCACGAUCUGGCCUUCGCCUUCGCCUUCGCUCAUCCAUUCAUUCAUUCGUCGCCCUCGAGCUCCUCUUCUUCCUCUCCUGCGGUGGUCUCGAUGCCGACCUCCUCGUAGUCCUUCUCGAGGGCCGCCAGGUCCUCCCGCGCCUCAGAGAACUCACCCUCCUCCAUACCCUCGCCCACAUACCUGAGUGCAUACGUGUGAUAGAUAGGGCGAGGAGACACACAGGUGGCUGUCGGUUGUGAGAGGAUGUGUGGUGAGGUGGGCUGACCGACCAGUGGACGAAGGCGCGUUUGGCGUACAUGAGGUCGAACUUGUGGUCCAUUCGCGAGAAGACCUCGCCGAUGGCAGUCGAGUUGGCUAUCAUGCAACACGCUCGCAUCACCUGACCCACACGCACACACAGAUGUACACACACACACAGAAGGAGAGACUCUUAGACCAGUCAGUCCAUCCAGACAUUGUGUGUCUGACUGACUUUUGCGAGGUCCCCGCCCGGGACGACUGUGGGCGGCUGGUAGUUGAUGCCGCACUUGAAGCCGGUGGGGCACCAGUCGACGAACUGGAUGGAGCGCUUGGUCUUCAUCGUCGCAACGGCCGCAUUCACGUCCUUGGGCACCACAUCACCACUGACACAUCAAAGACAGUGUGUGGGUGGCGUAUGGCUUCUCUCUGAAUGAUGUGCGUGCCUGCCUGCAUAGACACAUACAUACCGGUACAUGAGGCAGCAGGCCAUGUACUUGCCGUGUCUCGGGUCGCACUUGGCCAUCAUGUUGCCCGGCUCGAAGACGCUCGCCGUUAUCUGCCCCACGCUCAGCUGCUCGUGGUACGCCUUCUCGGCAGAUAUGAUGGGCGCGUAGGACGACAGCAUGAAGUGGAUGCGGGGGUACGGCACCAGGUUGGUCUGGAACUCCGUCACAUCGACGUUCAGGGCGCCGUCGAAGCGCAGGGAGGCCGUGAGGGAGGAGAUUAUCUGCGCGAUGAGUCGAUUGAGGUUGGUGUAUGUGGGCCGUUCAAUGUCGAGGUUGCGGCGGCAGAUGUCGUAGAUGGCCUCGUUGUCGAGCAUGCAGGCCACGUCGGUAUGCUCGAGGAGCGAGUGGGUGGACAGCACGCUGUUGUAGGGCUCCACCACGGCGGUGGAGAUCUGUGGAGACGGCCAGCAGCAGAAGUUGAGCUUGGACUUCUUGCCGUAGUCGACCGACAGACGCUCCAGCAGCAGACAGCCCAGGCCGGAACCAGUGCCGCCACCCACCGCGUUGAACAUCAGGAAACUGCACACAGCGAAGAGGGCAGCCGACGUGAAUGGUUGGAGAGCGUGAUGAACAUGCCUCACCCUUGCAGUCCGGUGCAGUUGUCAGCCAGCUUGCGCACACGAUCGAGCACCAAGUCAAUCAUCUCCUGCCGCACACAACAGUAGACAACGUCUUCCGGUCUCUCCCCCCCUCUCCCCCUCCUCUCUCCCCUCUCCCCCCCUCCCUCCUGACCUUGCCGAUGGUGUAGUGCCCUCUGGCGAAGUUGUUGGCGGCGUCCUCCUUGCCAGAAAUGAUCUGCUCGGGGUGGAACAGCAGUCGGUAGGCACCGGUGCGCACCUCGUCACACACAGUGGGCUCCAGGUCAACCAUCACGCAGCGAGGAACGUGCUUGCCGGACCUGAACACGAGGAAACACAAACACCCCAUUUGUGUUUUGCUCUUUCUCUUUAUGCCCCCCCACUCUCCCUCUCUCCCUCACCCUCACCCGGUUUCCGAGAAGAAUGUUGUGAAGGCAUCGUCCCCGCCCCCGAUGGUCUUAUCGGUGGGCAUCAUGCCGUCGGGCUGGAUGCCGUGCUCCAGACAGAAGAGCUCCCAGCAGGCGUUGCCCACCUGCAUACCCGCCUGACCGACGUGAAGGGAUAUCACCUCUCGCAUUGUGGGUGUGGGUCUGAGUGGCUGUCACGGAGGGGGCGACAAGGGAACAGACAAAGGGACACAGAACCGAUCAACAACAAACACUGCGUUGACAAACAACGAAAAGAGCUGCCAGUUGAGGGAGCGUUGCGGGGAAUGGGUGGUG
This is a messenger RNA of Vitrella brassicaformis, 2293 nucleotides long. The record is from the annotation of a GenBank genome assembly. NCBI's taxonomy places the organism in Eukaryota, Vitrellaceae.